AUGGAUUUUUCAACAAAUGAUGAAGAAAACGAUCCCGACCUUUUCGAUAAGUUGAUGACAUUCGUGAGCAAAAUGGUAGAAGCGCGAAAUAGUCGUUUGGGUCGGUUAGAGAACUACUUGCUAGUUGUUCUAACGUACAUAAUCAUGUGUUGGGGUUUGACAUUUUUGUUAGUAACAAUGGUGAUUAAAGCUUUCAAUAAUGGUGGAUUGGAGUUAAGUCAUCAAGUGAUUUUCGCUGUUCUUUUCAUAAUCUCAGCUACUUUAUUUUUCGUCUCGGAUACCUUGGUUAGCUAUGGCGAUGGAUCAUACACAAGUGGUGAAAUUGGUAGUGAACAUCUCAAACUCGGAACAACUCCUGUAAAUGGCUUUGUUUUCGGGUGUGGUAGAAACAACAAGGGCUUGUUUGGUGGAGCCUCAGGACUAAUGGGGUUAGGAAGAAGUGAUCUCUCAUUAAUUUCUCAAACUGAUUCAUUGUUUAAAGGAGUUUUCUCUUAUUGUUUACCUUCAAGUACAGAGCCUAAUGCUUCAGGCUCAUUAGUUAUGGGAUUUGACUCAUCUACUUACAAAAAUUCAACACCAAUUUUAUUUACCAAAAUGGUACAAAAUCCACAACUGCCCACUUUCUAUUUUCUCAACAUGACUGGAAUUAGUGUUGGUGGAGUGGCAUUAUCACUUUCAAAUUCUUCUUCUAAUAAUUCUUUUGGUAAAGGUGGGAUUUUGAUUGAUUCUGGUACAGUCAUAACAAGGCUAGCUCCAUCAGUUUACAAGAUUGUGAAAGAAGAGUUUGUGAAACAAUUUUCUGGGUUUCCUUCAGCACCUGGAUUUUCAAUAUUGGACACGUGUUUCAAUCUGAGUGGGUAUGAUCAAAUCAACCUUCCAACAUUGAAAAUGCAGUUUGAUGGAAAUGCUGCUGAGUUGAGUAUUGAUGUGACUGGUGUUUUGUAUAUGGUUAAAACUGAUGCUUCUCAGAUUUGUUUGGCUUUGGCAAGUUUGGCUUAUGAAGAAGAAAUUGGUAUUAUUGGAAAUUAUCAACAGAAGAAUCAAAGGGUUAUUUAUGAUACUAAAGGCUCUAAACUUGGAUUUGCAGAAGAGAUUUGUAGUUUUAAUUAAAUAUCAUACAUUUUCAUUUAGAUAAUUUGGUUGGGUUUUGUGUAUAUAUUAUUUUGUUGUUGUGAAAGAGAAAAAUAAAAAGAAUAAAUGGGUUACACAGUAUAUGCAAUUUGUGAAUUGUGAUUAUCUUUUUUUUUUGUGUAAUGAAUUACUUUUCUCUUGCUAAGUUU
Molecule: messenger RNA, 1280 nt
Organism: Cannabis sativa
Lineage: Eukaryota; Viridiplantae; Streptophyta; Magnoliopsida; Rosales; Cannabaceae
Product: aspartyl protease family protein At5g10770-like
Exons: 2
Coding region: 1-1110 (369 amino acids)
Biological process (GO): proteolysis
Molecular function (GO): aspartic-type endopeptidase activity
Source: RefSeq, a predicted model, not a curated record